This is a messenger RNA of Sorghum bicolor (sorghum), 1513 nucleotides long. RefSeq lists its product as uncharacterized. Lineage: Eukaryota; Viridiplantae; Streptophyta; Magnoliopsida; Poales; Poaceae. The coding region runs from base 281 to 1306 and encodes 341 amino acids. The record is from RefSeq and is a predicted model, not a curated record. The transcript is spliced from 6 exons.
AGGGCAUCAGGCGCAGUACGGGCCCCCCCACCACCACUCGCGCUCAGCGGCGCUCAGGCUCGGUCCCUCAGCGACGGAGGGGCAGUCCCUGGCCGGCGACGUCGGCGGCGACCCCUUCCGCCUCUCGCCAGUCGCCUCGCGCCCUCGCCUCCGUCCUCUGCGCACCGGCCGGAGACCCUGCGUACGCACCUCCCUCUCCCCUCCCGCCUCUGCUGUACCGUGGGAGCCCGGCCAACUGCCCAGGGUGGCCGGGCCUUGGCUCCGCCGGUGGUAGCUGGAGAUGGAUCUGAUUCUUCCGUAUAAGAUUGGGGAUCUCGCGGAGUCAAAAUCCUUGGUGAGCGGUUACAGGGGUGCAUGGUUUCGCUGCAAGAUACAUAAUAUGCGUGUCAAGUUUGGAUACCUGGAGUGUUACUUGGAGUACAUUGAUUAUCCCGGCGAAAAGAAGGAAUGGGUUAGGGUCUUUCGAAAGAACUCUGCAAGGUCCAACCAAAAUUCAAGAGAGAGUACUCAAAUCAUGAUAAGGCCUUCGUUUCCAAAAUGGUAUUUUGUGCAUGAAGUUCCUGAGCAGUUACCAAAUAGUGAUGUCACAGCAAUUGUUGAUGAAACCUGGAAAAUAGGUGAUCUGGUUGAUUGGUUGACGGAAGGUUGUUAUUGGUCUGCGACAAUUACUAAGUUACUCAAUGAAGAUCUGGUCGAAGUAGAGCUGCCGGCACCUCCCAUAGGUGAAGGCCAAUGUUAUCAAGCUAAUUGUAGUGAUCUGAGGCCUACUCUCGAGUGGUCUCUAGCAAAAGGUUGGACGGUCCCUCUUUCACAGGCAAACGGAAAAGGUUGGCAUGCUGCUCGUCUACUUCAACAUUAUAAAUCUGAAUCAGAUGAUGAAAAUGACGACAAUGAUAGCUGGGACGCCCGGAAACCGUUGUGCAGAGCUUCAAAUACGCCUGAGGAAGCUCCAGGUCCCAUAGCGACAAACAGCGCUUCCAGCCACAUUUAUCAGAAAGACACUACUGUCACGUCCACAGAGGACCUGAAGCCCAGCUCAACAUCCAAGUCACCAGACCCCAGCCAUGACGCCCAAGCUGCUGCAGCCAGCAGCCAAACGGCAGGUAUCGGGAUUUCCAUCAAGCAAGAACCAGUUAUUGGAGUCUCAAUCAAGCAAGAGGAGUCGUCCUUGACAGAAGGUGAGGUUGACGGUGACCUGGAAGAGUGCGUGGAGAAGCUGGGUACGAUCAAAGCCAGACUCAAAUACCUCAUGCAGGGCACGCGGUUGGAACGGCAAAGCUUCCGUGGGUACUCGUCAGGCAAAUGAAGUGGCAUCGAAGCCAGGCCAUCGAUUGCCUGUGGUUGCUGAAUUUUGUGUCCUGUGAUUAUAGUCCUGGAUGAUUAUGUUGUGAAUUUGAUUUUGGGGAGUUGUUUGUAGUUGCAGGAGAGUUAAUCCUGCCUAGCGUUGUUAAUAAAAUGCUGCAAUUUGUAGGAGCUAAGAGGAAUGUCUCUGAGUUAACUCUUCCAUUGUGUC